GCAUCUUCAUCAUCAUCAAGAGUAUUUUUGUCAUUAGCAUAAGUAUCAAUGUUAUUAAAUUUGAUGGUAUAUUUCAUAGCUAAAUCACCAAAUACUGAAAGAAAAAAACGAGUACAUGCAUAACAAGUGACACCACCUUUUGGACCAAGAAGUGGAAGAAUUGAUCCACAAUCAGAACAAAAUCCAAGAUAAUUAUUAUGGGUUCUGCAUGGGCAACACCAUUAAAUGGAGAAAAUCAAGUGUUAUUUGAUUUUACAACAAUAAAAAAUAUCGAUAACUGGAAUGAAUCAUCAGACACUGUAAGAACAGUUGGAAUGUCAAAAGGAAUUUUAACACUUCAAAAGACCCAAGUUUUUCAAAGAGCUAUAUUUUUCAGUUUGCUAAAUCCCCAGCCAAAUGGUGCUGGUUUUGCUGGUGUUAGAACUCUGACAAAUUUAGAUUUAUUAAAUUACGAUAACAUCGAAAUGACGUGUCGUGGACAAGGAGAAAAUAAAGAAUACAAAAUUGUACUGAGGCAUCAUGGACAAUCAUCAAACGAUGAUAUUUCUUAUGAACAAUUUUUCACAGCACCAAUGUCAAGUGAUAAAUUUACAACAAUUAUUUUACCACUGGAAAAUUUUAAACCAUAUUAUCGUGGACGUGAACAACCAGAUGCUCAACCUCUUGAUAAAAAAAAUAUAACAAUGUUUGGAUUACAAAUUUACGGUGGUGUUUAUUCAUCAUUCAAACAAAAAGGUGUAUCAUCAUUGGAAAUUGAAAAAAUCAUUGCAACAUCAAGCCAACAACAAUAA
Aphidius gifuensis is the source of this 791-nucleotide messenger RNA. RefSeq lists its product as uncharacterized. The coding region runs from base 198 to 791 and encodes 197 amino acids. The record is from RefSeq and is a predicted model, not a curated record. The transcript is spliced from 5 exons. Lineage: Eukaryota; Metazoa; Arthropoda; Insecta; Hymenoptera; Braconidae. Gene Ontology annotation, biological process: NADH dehydrogenase complex assembly.